AUUUGUUGAAGGUGGUCAAUUUCGAACCCAUCAAUUAAAAAAUUUCAGGUCGACAAUUGGGUUCUCUCUCUCUCUCUGGUAUUUGUAGCAUUAUUUCAAGUUGAAAAAAAAUGGGAGAUGGAAGGCCAAGGUAUGAUGGCGAUGACAAAGGGUUGUUCUCUCAGCUUGCUGGAUAUGCUGCUGGAUACUAUCCUCCACCUCCUGGUGCGUAUCCUCCUCAAGGAUAUCCUUAUCCUCCUCCAGGAGGGUACCCACCAGCUGGAUAUCCUCCUCCAGGAGGUUACUCUCCAGCUGGAUAUCCUCCUCCUGCAGGAUACCCACUGGCUGGCUAUCCUCAACCGGGUGGAUACCCACUACCAGCAUAUCCUCCCCCUGGUGGAUAUCCCGCAGCUGGUCAUCCAGGUCCAUCAGCUCCAUAUCAUUCAGGGCAUGGACGACCUAAUGUUGGAGCAAUUAUCGCUGGGGGUACCGCCGCCGCCGCCGCUGCUUAUGGGGCUCACCAGCUCUCACAUGGUGGUUUCUUAGGCCAUCACCAUGGAAAAUUCAAGCAUGACAAGUUCAAGCAUGGGAAGAAGUUUGGCAAGCGCUGGAAGCUUGGGAAGUUUGGAAUGCAUUUGGGGAAGUUCAAAAAGUUCAAAAAAUGGAAGUGAUCCCUUUGGUCCUUGAUUUUCUUGCAUUACUGGCAGUGGCUCUUUGUUAUUGGAUCUUUGGGAUGUUGGUUAGCUUUAGUGAUCGCUAUUCUGAGUGUUGGAGCACUUUCGUCCAUGUAAGAUUACAAAUUGUUCAUAUGGUGGUUUUGUUUGUACGUAGGAAUCAAUUGGUUUCCAUUUUGAGCUAAAUAUGCCCCAAUAAGUAGGCCUAUCAAGGGAGGUGAGUUCAUAUCGGGUAUUAGAGAGU
This is a messenger RNA of Ilex paraguariensis (yerba mate), 897 nucleotides long. NCBI's taxonomy places the organism in Eukaryota, Viridiplantae, Streptophyta, Magnoliopsida, Aquifoliales, Aquifoliaceae. The record is from the annotation of a GenBank genome assembly.